AUGGCUUUUGAGGGCCUCGUGAAUUUGCUAAUGCUGGAAGCAAUCAUAAAUGAGGAGGACAAUGCUACACGAGAGCAUAACACCAAUAGAGAUACGAUCAGGCGGAGGCAAUUAGCUCUUGAUCCCCCAAAUCGUCGUUUCAUGGAAUUAUUCCGGAUCACCAAGGAAGUGUUCGGUGAAAUAAUGAUGUUGGUGGAAACAGAUAUCCGGGCCCCAUCAAGGGUAUCAGCGUAUCCAAAAGAAACUCAAGUCCUCGUUAUUUUACGGUGGUUGGCAAUUGGCGACUACCAAAGGCCAAUUGGAGAGGAGAUGCUGUUGGGAGUGUCUCAAAGUGGAGUGUGCCGGAUUAUUCAAUCGGUGUUACCCAUUUUGGAAAGAAAGUUAUGUUCCCAGUAUAUCAAAUGGCCCACGUCCUCAGAGGAGAGACGUAUUAUUCAAGAUGGAUUUCUUUCUAAAUAUGGAAUUUCGUCCACCAUGGGAGGUAUGGAUGGAACCCAAGUCGCCUUAUGCAGACCCGAACAUGAGCACUUGUAUCUCAAUAGGCAUGAAAUUCACUCAAUGAAUGUAAGUCUCAUUUGUGAUCAUGAGCAGAAGUUCAUAGCAGUAGAUGCAACCCAUCCAGGAGCUACACAUGAUGCUGCUAUAUGGAACACAUCUGAAGAACGCAAAUUCAUGCAGGAGAUUUACAACCGAGGUGAAAGAAUGUGGCUGCUCGGAGACAGCGGUUACCCACUGGAGCCUUGGCUAAUAACGCCUUACAGAAGUCCAACUGAUAGAUUGCAGACUGAGUUCAACCACAAAUUCUCACGAAUUCGAACAAUAAUUGAGAAUACCAUAGAUUAUGUCUGGCUGUGUACGGCCUUCUCUGUGCUGUGCUUUGCUGUGACGGUGACUGUGACUGCACAGGGCUUGGGCGUAGAAGCUCGUGGUGAAUCGUGCUGGGUAUCUGAAGAUAGUGAAGGUGGAGCAUUACUACCAUGUGCAUGGAAAUCGCAAUCCCUUCUAGCUGGUAGUUGA
Phlebotomus papatasi is the source of this 1017-nucleotide messenger RNA. RefSeq names its product putative nuclease HARBI1. Bases 1 to 1017 code for a protein of 338 amino acids. The transcript is spliced from 5 exons. The record is from RefSeq and is a predicted model, not a curated record. NCBI's taxonomy places the organism in Eukaryota, Metazoa, Arthropoda, Insecta, Diptera, Psychodidae.